GGCGAGUUAGACCUCCCAGCCUCACGGGGCUGCUGUGCGGCUGCGGCGACGCUGGCGACUGCGGCGCUGCGGCGGAGACCGAGGGCUCGGGAGGCGGCGCCAUGGGCUGGUGAUUGCAGCUGGAAGUGCCCAUGACCGAACUGGUGUCCUCCAGGGGCAGGUCCCCUGUGGGGGACGGGGAGGAGGGUCUGGGGACGACCAAGGCCUGGUCAUCCACCACCCUGCGGAGGAGCAGCCACACCGCUGCCUGCUGUGUGGCCAGACCUUCUCGCAGCAGCCCAGCCUGGUGCGGCACAGAAGGCCCACGCCGGGACGGCCGCGCGGCCGCCUUCGUGUGCCCGGAGUGUGGCAAGGCGUUCAGCGUCAAGCACAACCUCGAGGUGCACCAGCGCACGCACACCGGCGAGCGGCCCUUCCCCUGCCCGGAGUGCGGCCGCUGCUUCAGCCUCAAGCAGAACCUGCUCACGCACCAGCGCAUCCACAGCGGGGAGAAACCGCACCAGUGCGCGCAGUGCGGCCGCUGCUUCCGCGAGCGCGCUUCCUGCUCAACCACCAGCGCACCCACGCGCGCAUGCCCGCGCCGCACCCGCCCGCCCCGGGGUCUUCGGGGAGCGGCGGCCCUACUUCUGUCCCCGCUGCGGCAAGAGCUUCCGCGCGAGGGCUCGCUCAAGACCCACCAGCGCAGCCACGGCCAUGGCCCGAGGGCCAGGCGGCCCAUUUAGGCCGCGUGCUAUGACGCACGCGUGGCCCGCCACCACUGGCUGCCUCCAGUCCUGAAGCCCUGGAGAUGGCGCUGGGCUGCGGCCCGCUC
Molecule: messenger RNA, 811 nt
Organism: Castor canadensis (American beaver)
Lineage: Eukaryota; Metazoa; Chordata; Mammalia; Rodentia; Castoridae
Source: RefSeq, a predicted model, not a curated record